Messenger RNA from Hypomesus transpacificus, 1699 nucleotides. RefSeq names its product small nuclear ribonucleoprotein polypeptide A (gene snrpa). The coding region runs from base 177 to 1016 and encodes 279 amino acids. Gene Ontology annotation, biological process: mRNA splicing, via spliceosome. The transcript has 7 exons. Lineage: Eukaryota; Metazoa; Chordata; Actinopteri; Osmeriformes; Osmeridae. Gene Ontology annotation, cellular component: U1 snRNP. The record is from RefSeq and is a predicted model, not a curated record. Gene Ontology annotation, molecular function: U1 snRNA binding.
AAGACAACAAAUGCGUUGAUCUUCACCGCAGGAUUGUUCAACUCACUAUAUCGAAAACACAAUUUGACAGGAAACGGAAACGUGGAAGCGGAAAACAAUUCGUGGACACAAGCUAACGACAGUCAGUUCAUUCAUCGAACAACUUCUAGGUUGUUGCUGCAUCCAACGCCGAGAAAAUGGCUGGUCAGGAUAUGCGACUGAACCACACGAUCUACAUCAACAACCUCAACGAGAAAAUAAAGAAAGAUGAACUCAAGAAGUCGCUAUACGCCAUCUUCUCACAGUUCGGGCAGAUUUUAGACAUUCUUGUAUCGCGGACCUUGAAGAUGAGGGGUCAAGCUUUCGUCAUCUUCAAAGAAGUCAACAGCGCUUCUAACGCACUGCGUUCCAUGCAGGGGUUUCCAUUCUAUGAUAAACCCAUGCGCAUUCAGUACGCGAAGCUGGACUCGGACAUAAUUGCAAAGAUGAAGGGUACCUAUGUGGAACGCGACCGGAAGAAGGAGAAGAGAAAGGUCAAGGGAGCAGAGGGUGCAGGUGCCAAAAAGGGUGUCCCAGGACCUGCAGUACCCAUGGGACCAGGGGUACCCACGCCAAUGUCUGGAAUGCCUCCUAUGAGCCAAGCUCCUCGUAUGAUGCCAAUGCCUGGCCAGCCCCCUUACAUGCCCCCUCCUGGCAUGAUGCCCCCUCCAGGGAUGGGCCAGAUGCCCCCUGGUGCCAUGCCUGGCCAGAUGAUGCCAGGACAGAUGCCUGGGCAAAUGCCCCAACAGGUGUCGGAGAACCCACCCAAUCACAUCCUCUUCCUCACCAAUCUCCCAGAGGAGACCAACGAACUCAUGCUGUCUAUGCUGUUCAACCAGUUCCCUGGGUUCAAAGAGGUACGUCUGGUUCCCGGUCGCCACGACAUCGCCUUUGUGGAGUUUGACAACGAGGUACAGGCAGGUGCUGCACGAGAAGCGCUGCAAGGCUUCAAGAUCACCCAGACCAACGCCAUGAAGAUUUCAUUUGCCAAGAAAUAGCCUGGUUCUCUCUCACAGACGCACACACCUCAGAGAAAACACACACAGAUGAGCUGUAGUCACGGACAAACCAGGGAGAGCUAUUGGAAUGUAAUCACAGCCCAAGACUGAAUCAUCACUUGCUUACACACACAAUUCAGGCACAUGGCACAACUUCCUUAUGUCAUUCUCCUCUUUUUUAAUGAUGUCUUCUCUGAUGUCAAAUGCUACAAAAAGACAAACCUCAACACUGUUCACCUCUACAGGAAUCUUAAGACUUUAACAGCAGUAUCAUUCCAUUGUCCUCCUGGCGAUGUCGUCCCCUCUUAGAUCUAUUGGACACUUACUAUUCAAUAGUUCUCAGAGGAGAUUACAGCUAUUAAGUAAAGGGCAGGUUGUUUUUAAUCCAUUUUCUUAGUCAUAAGUACAUCUUAUUUAGCAAGCUAGUAGUGUGUGUGUGUGUGUGGGGGGGUGUUGUGAGUCAGCCAGCAUGUUAUUAGCCUACUACAUUAUAUAAGAUUCAUGAGAAGGUAUCCAUCUUCAGGCUUUCCAUGGCGAUGAACUCUGGUGUCUGUAAGUAUCUGGUAGGGUUUGUAAGUAUAUUUUCAUUUUCAACUCUUUGUUUUAAAGCAUUGCACCCAGCGUCUGGUUCACCAGACAUUGUACCUGGCGCUUUUCUGUUUUGAUUAAAACAUUUUAUAUUA